ACGGACUAGAGGUGCUCUUGUUUUGAUAAUUUGUCAAUCUGGGCGUGAAAUGUAGUGAGUUGUUUAUCCAGAUGACUAGAAUCAGUUAUAUGUUAAAAUAUUCCCCGCAGUGUCUUUUAUCCAACAGUCCUAUGUCAAGAAAACAGCUUAAGGUCUUAUCUGAACAACAAAGACUAAUGGAUUGUCCUUUUGACUUUUAUUAUUUUUUUGUAUUACAGCAUGGAUCAAUAGUAAGCUGUAGAUAUUGCCGAUCUGUUUUGAUCACAGGUGUCAUCAGCAUAGGGCUUUUAAUAAUAUAGUGGGCGGAAAUCUGUUAUGUUGUUUUGUCACACCUGCACUCUUAAAAAUAAAGUUUCUUUUAUUGACCUGUGGUUCCAUGAAGAACCUUUUAGAACAUUUUAGAACAUCUUUUUUUUUUUUUUAAAAUAAUUAUAUGAGUGUUAUACGAAACUUAACAUGAUCUGUGCACCUGUUUCCGUGAUCAAGGGACAUUCCAAACAGAUGUGAGAUACGGGUUCCGGGGAAAAAACAGACAGUAUUAUUAGCGCCAGUGCCAGUGUGCUUUGACAACGGUGAAAAAUGUGUAAAUAUAAAAUUAAAACAGAUGGAGCGCAUUACCUUGCGGGACUUUUUUUGCAACACAUGAGAGCAGGUGACAUGAAUUAGUCUGUUAUGCUCUUAGGUUAGAUUUGUGGUCUGCUGGUGACCCCAAACUGAUGUUUGUGCACAAGUGCUAACCGCUUUACACCAGCCGAUCAGGAAUCCAGGUCAAGGUGCCAUGUCCCACAGAAAUUCCUAUGGCUCCGCGGGUGACCAGUUUCUCCUUGUUCCGGAGAGCCGUUUCAACUCAGCCCUUCAGCUGGACCAGCCGUCCGGACGCUCGUCCUCGAGCAUCGACCUGUCCAGGGUGGGUUCACCAGAGGAUGAGCGGAGAAAUGUAGUGCUCAGCACCCAGAGCGAAGCAGCUCGUAAGCUGGGCACCCAACAGCUCAUCCCCAAGAACCUGGCUGUGAGCAGCCGCCCAAAAAACCGGCACCACACCACCGUGGUGACCCUGCCCGUCAGCCUACAGGUCCCAGAUAUCUCCUGGGAGGACUAUGACAGCGAUUCGGGCGAUGGGUUUUCGUUGAGGAGAAAUCGCAGGAAUAAAUCAUAUCGUGCUGCCGUCACUAGUCUGAAUAUUGAUGCUUUGCCAAGUGAACUCCAAGCAGAAAUGCUGACACCAGUCAGUGAAGAGAAAACAGCCAACCAAAAGCAACCACAGAAAUCAGGACGCAAGAGAACAUUGGGGAGGAUCAGGAACAGGAAGCAUGCUGGCUCAUUUAAAGAUGAGCCGCGGUUUUACCAGGAGAUCAAGGAGCGAGGCCUGAACGCCAGCAGCCUGAGCACAGAGGAGGAUGAGUUCUCGCCGACCGAGCCACCAGAGGAGGAUCAGGGCAUUGUGGUGAAGAGCUACAGGGCAGCGUACAUGACGUGGAGUCAACUACAACAGGUGAAAGAUUUGGGCAUUUUGGAGAAAAUCUCCCCUGAAGAACGCAAAAGACAAGAAGCCAUCUUUGAAAUCAUCACGUCAGAAUAUUCCUACCAGCACAGUUUAAGCAUCCUGGUGUCUCAUUUUAAGGACAGUGUGGAUUUAAAAAAGACCAUGACAACAACAGAACACCAUCACUUGUUCUCCAACAUAUCUGUCAUCCAGGACGUCAGCAAACGGUUUUUUGAGGAUCUGGAUGCACGUCACCAAAAACACCCUGUGAUCCAAGACAUCAGUGAUAUAGUGCAGAAAUAUGCAGCUCAACAUUUCGAGCCAUACAUUGUGUACUGCUCCAAUGAGACCUUCCAGCAGAGAACACUCCAGAAACUACAGUCAAGUAAUAAUGCAUUUCGAGAAACUCUGAAGCGGAUUGAAGGCAGUGAAGCGUGUGGAGGUUUGCCCAUGAUCUCCUUCCUCAUCUUGCCCAUGCAGAGAAUUACUCGUCUGCCACUUCUUCUGGAUACCAUCUGUCAGAAGACCCCUAAAGAGAAAGCUGAAUACUUUGCUGCCUGUUGGGCUUUUAAAGCUAUCAGUAAGCUUGUGAAGUGCUGUAAUGAUGGAGCGCGGAGGAUGGAGCGGACGGAGCAGAUGUACACCAUCCAAAAACAGAUGGAAUUCGGCAAAAUCAAGCCUUUCCCAUUAGUGUCGUCGUCUCGCUGGCUGAAGAAGAGCGGUGAGCUGGCUGUAUACACUGAUGAUCUCAGCAUUUUCCGGAAGGCUAUCAGCACGAAGAGCUACUUUCUGUUCCUCUUCAAUGACGUGCUCAUCGUCACCAAGAAAAAAAGUGAGGAGACUUAUGUCGUGCUUGACUACGCCAUUGUGGACAAGGUGGAUAUGGAAAAGGAAAUGACAGACUCCAAACUUAAUCUGAAGCUGCUGAUGAAUGGGAGCAGCGACAGCCGCAAUGAACAGAUGAUACUCGUGGCCGAAAGCAAGCUGGACAGAGCACGAUGGGUCACCGCACUCCGAGAUGUCAAACAAAGCAAGCGCAUCACUGAUGAUGACUUGCCUCAAUAUGAAGCCACAAAAGCAUAUAUGCCAAAAGCACCAGAUGAGCUAAGCCUGCAGCAGGCAGAAGUGGUCAUCGUUUUACAAGAAGUGGAAGGUUGGUGUCACGGUGAGCGGAUGAGAGACGGUGAGAGGGGCUGGUUUCCUGCCAACUGUGCCACUCAGAUCACGAACCGCACCGCCAUGGAGAACAACAUACAGCGUAUGGAGCGACUCCGCAAGGAGACGGACGUCUGAGCAGACUCUCAAACUCCACUGGACAUCUAACACUGAAGGACACUCAGUUUACAGAAAUACUAAUGGUUUUAAACAAGUGCUAGUAAUGUGAAUUAGAACACCUUCUACAGACCUCAUGAACUGUUCACAGCAAAACACCACUCAGACUAGAGGAACUGUUUCUGGUUUUAUUUUCAGCUUGCCUUUGUUAAAAUUCAUGUUUGGAUACAUAAAAAGUUAUUUAAAAAUGUCAAACUGACCAGAUAUCAAAUUACUUUUAAAAACCAUUUGGUGUAAAAACUUAAGACCGAUUUAGAAAAACAUCUGCUGUUUCCCCAAAAUUUUUAGCUGUCACAUAAAAAUAAUGGAAAAAGAAAA
This is a messenger RNA of Labeo rohita (rohu), 3133 nucleotides long. It is a transcript of the gene arhgef16, whose product is annotated as Rho guanine nucleotide exchange factor (GEF) 16. NCBI's taxonomy places the organism in Eukaryota, Metazoa, Chordata, Actinopteri, Cypriniformes, Cyprinidae. Gene Ontology annotation, biological process: activation of GTPase activity. The record is from RefSeq and is a predicted model, not a curated record. The transcript is spliced from 15 exons. Gene Ontology annotation, molecular function: protein binding; guanyl-nucleotide exchange factor activity. Bases 779 to 2776 code for a protein of 665 amino acids.